Fusarium falciforme is the source of this 1368-nucleotide messenger RNA. RefSeq lists its product as hypothetical. The transcript has a single exon. Bases 1 to 1368 code for a protein of 455 amino acids. Gene Ontology annotation, molecular function: oxidoreductase activity. The record is from RefSeq and is a predicted model, not a curated record. Lineage: Eukaryota; Fungi; Ascomycota; Sordariomycetes; Hypocreales; Nectriaceae.
AUGGAGAGAAUCUUGACCAGAGAUAAAGUCCGAGAGCACGCCGCGGAGGACGACGGUUGGCUUAUUAUUGAUAAUGUCGUGUGGGACGUGACGGGAUUCGCCGAAGAACACCCUGGGGGAGCUGAAAUUAUCAUCAAUUCUCUCGGGAGGGACGCUAGAAAGGCCUACAAUGCUGUUCAUAGUCCCAAGACCGUGCUGGGUUAUUUUGGACCGUCACGGAUCGUCGGGAGGUUGGAUGAAGCAGCGGACCUUGCAGACUCGUCAAGCAGCCGCAGCCAACCAACUAAGGAGAACAAGCCCAUGAUCGAGUUACGCACCCUUGUCAGCCUGCACGAUAUUGAACGGGUGGCGUUGGAAUACCUGCCUCCUCUGACUAGAGCUCAGAUUUCGGCUGGAGCCAACGAUAAUCGUACCACCAAAGCAAACGCCUCCUCUUUUCAGGACAUUUACUUCCGUCCUCGGGUUCUCUCUUCAUCUCGAAACGUGGACUGCAAGACUCGAAUUCUGGGAAGAGAGUAUGCCAUUCCAGUUUUCAACGCUCCGGCAUCCCUGGCAAAACUGGUACAUCCGGAUGGAGAACUUGCAAUAGCUCGAGGAUUGGCUGCCAAGGGAUCCACCAUUAUCAUCCCUACGAUGGGCUCGUUUUUACCCGAGGAAAUUGUCGCUGCUCUCCCCCCAGGCCACCCAUUUUUCUUUCAACUAUACGUGGGGACUAACCGUGAAUCAACAAAAAGACUGCUAGAAUCAGUUGUUGCGCUCAAGGCCGAAGCCAUAAUCGUCACCAUCGACCUGCCAGUCAUUGGCAAGCGAGACGAUGUAAGGCGUCUUCAAAUUCAAGCCUCGCCACCAAACAACAACAAAGAAACGAGCAAAUCGGCUUCGAACUUGGCCAUCGACCCAGACUUAUCAUGGCCAGACAUCCACUGGAUUCGGAAGAUCACAGGCUUGCCGGUAUUUGUGAAAGGCAUUCAAUCAGCUGAGGAUGCAAAAAGAGCCUUGUCCGAAGGUUGUGCGGGCAUCUACAUUUCCAACCACGGGGGGAGGGCGGUUGACACGGCCCAGCCCUCGAUAUUGACCCUGUUGGAGAUUAACAUCCAUUACCCCGAGGCCCUGGAGCAGAUGGACGUGUUCAUAGAUGGUGGCAUCAGGCGCGGGACUGACAUAUUGAAAGCCAUCUGCCUCGGAGCUAGCGCUGUCUGCCUCGGCCGGCCGAUCCUACAUGCGUUGGCCUACGGUCAAAAUGGGAUUGAACAUGCUCUCAAUAAUGAGUUACCCGAGAUCUACCCAGAGAGCUCCCAGCUAACAUUGUGCAGCCUUGAAAGAAGAACUAGAGGUGGCAAUGCAACUAUGUGGGAUCAAGUCGCUUGA